Messenger RNA from Periconia digitata, 493 nucleotides. The record is from the annotation of a GenBank genome assembly. Lineage: Eukaryota; Fungi; Ascomycota; Dothideomycetes; Pleosporales; Periconiaceae.
CCGUAUCAUCAACCCCCACAACAACAAUCAACGCGCCACGCGCCCCCAUCAACUCAUCUCAACCAACUCCAUCAACACUCAACAACCUUCAACAUGACCGGUCGUGGCAAAGGUGGAAAGGGUCUCGGCAAGGGUGGUGCCAAGCGUCACCGCAAGAUCUUGCGUGACAACAUCCAGGGUAUCACCAAGCCUGCCAUUCGCCGUCUCGCUCGUCGUGGUGGUGUCAAGCGUAUCUCAGCCAUGAUCUACGAGGAGACCCGUGGUGUCUUGAAGACCUUCCUCGAGAGCGUCAUCCGUGAUGCUGUCACCUACACUGAGCACGCCAAGCGCAAGACCGUCACCUCUCUCGACGUUGUCUACGCUCUCAAGCGCCAGGGCCGCACCCUCUACGGUUUCGGCGGUUAAAUAUCACUCUUGGCUUUCGGUCUCGGCUGUCCUCCAGUACUCUUGUCGGCUUGUAUUUAUGCUCGGUCGAGAACGUGCUGGCGUGUCU